Babjeviella inositovora NRRL Y-12698 is the source of this 1102-nucleotide messenger RNA. RefSeq lists its product as uncharacterized. Lineage: Eukaryota; Fungi; Ascomycota; Pichiomycetes; Serinales. The record is from RefSeq and is a predicted model, not a curated record. The coding region runs from base 1 to 1095 and encodes 364 amino acids. The transcript has 3 exons.
AUGAGCUUGAAGAAACAGAAAAGCUGGUUUGGUUCAACCAAGACGCAACCCGGUGAUAUUGAGAUCUUGCAUGCGAGUGUCCCGCAUCUUGCAGAAUGCGGUGAUGUGUUAAUUUCGCAAAAGUCUGAUAUCAGUGAACCUGCUCCAGAUUCUGGGGAUACCAAAGCUUUGGUUCUGGGGCAACGAUCCCGGCCCCAGUCAAAGUCCCUCCGCUUUCGAGAUGCCCUUUCGAACGUCUUCAGCUGGAACCACGGAGUGACAGUGGCAGAAACCCUUAGUCCAGAUUCGUCCACCAGUAGCUCUGAUAGCGAGGAGAUUACUCGUAAUCGUAUAGCCAAUAAUACAAAGGACUUGGUAUCCGGGACGAACUCCACCUUUGCCCAAAUCCUCUCCGAGUACCGGCUAAACGAAGCUCAGUUGUGGGCGAGCCCUGCCUCUCGCUUGGGGAUCUUCCAAAAUGCGGAGUACGGGAUUUUUCAAGCCCAAUCUCGGAUGAUUAAGCUGAAAAUGGACGAUUAUCCUCUCUGUUAUACAUGGAAUGUGUGGAAUGAUCGGGAGGUAACAGUAGAAGAGAGGCCCACCACCUCUACACUCAGGACAAAUGAUCCGGGGAGCGCUACUCUGGGGAGAAAAUUUCAUUCUGAGAUGGUUCUUGAGACGAAUCUAGAUUUGGAGGAGUUGAUUUAUUCUUUCAAGGGAACCAUAAGCAGGCUAGACCAUCAGGUCCAUGUUUUUAAAUCGUGCUUGCCUCCCAGGGCCAUUUUGCAGCCUAUAUAUGGAGGGGCCUUGGUAUUCCAGAUCCCGGCCGGGUCAGAACACCCCUUCUGGAGGGCAGUGUUGCGGAUUGUGGUGGGUGAACGAAUGUUUGGUCUCAGGCCCUUUGGAAUAUACGGGAUUUCCUGGAAAAACAUACAGCUGGGGAGCUAUUCAAAUUUAUCGCUUCGGCUUAUAUCGAAGCAGAAUAUUGCUGUUGACACUCUUAAAACAUGGUGCGACGCCUUACGUGACGAGCUUCCAGAUAGCUGUAGAGACUUUGUCGACUCGGCCAGGUUUGUUGAUAUUGAAUCACAGAAUGUAUACAUUGUGUAUCCAUAGGUAAGCU